CAAUAAUUUUACUUCGAUAGUUUCAAUAGAUCUCACACAAUUCUUAAAAGCAAACUAAUACAAGGCAAUGAAAAAGUUCCCGUACAAACUUUCCCUAACAAGACGGUGCGCCAAUUUCCCGCGAACUUCCAAGACGUCUACCAUUUUCAAUGCGAUGAAAUUCCAGUUUCUUUGAUCUCAGCAACUGCCACGUUGUGUUUCAAUGGCACAUCAAGUCCUAGCCUCAACUUCACAACCAACCUAUGUGGCCUUCGAUUCCCUUUAUAGUUCUCCAACUACCAUCUUCCCUACUUUUGAACAGUCACCCACCAAAUUUCUUCAUUCCCUGCUAAUUCCCCACAAGGGUUUUUAAAUUUUCUGCCCAAUUCUUCAUCUUCCUCAAUUUUGCUCUCCACAAAUGGCGGACAACGGAAUAUCUCUUGUCGGGAAUGAUGGUAUUGAAGUUGUAGAUGAGAAAGGUUCCCCCGGCAUCAAGGUACAAGCGAUGCAAUUCUCUUAUGAAAGUGAUUCUCCUCUUUUUGUCGAGUUUAAUCUCCAGAUUGGCUCUGGAUCUCGAUGUCUUCUUGUUGGCGCCAAUGGAUCUGGGAAGACGACUUUGCUGAAAAUUUUGGCUGGAAAACAUAUGGUUGGAGGAAGAGAUGUUGUCCAGGUUUUAAAUGGUUCAGCUUUUCAUGACACUCAACUCGUAUGUAGUGGUGACUUGGCCUACUUGGGAGGAUCUUGGAGUAAAACCGUUAGCUCUGCGGGAGAGGUUGCAUUACAGGGAGAUUUUUCUGCCGAGCAUAUGAUAUUUGGAGUUGAAGGGACGGAUCCUGAAAGGAGAGAGAGGUUAAUUGACCUCCUUGAUAUAGAUCUCCGGUGGCGAAUGCACAAGGUAUCUGAUGGGCAACGUCGUAGGGUGCAAAUCUGCAUGGGCCUGUUACAUCCUUUCAAGGUUCUCUUAUUAGAUGAGGUCACGGUUGACCUUGAUGUCGUCGCAAGGAUGGACCUUCUGGACUUCUUGAAGGAAGAGUGUGAUCAGAGGGGAGCUACAAUUGUAUAUGCAACUCACAUAUUUGAUGGACUGGAGACAUGGGCAACUCAUCUAGCAUAUAUUCAAGAUGGUGAGCUAAGAAAGUCGGAGAAGUUAUCCGCAGUUGAAGAGUUGAAGACUUGUGCAAAUUUGCUAUCUGUGGUUGAGACUUGGCUGCGUGCUGAAACCAAACUUGAGAAGAAGAAGAAGAAGCAACCAAUUCAACCUCCAUCCAACAAUCAGAAGAUUGUUUCUCCUUUCGGUUCGUCUCCUUUCACGUCUUCCAGACAUAUGGCUUAUUAUCGUUAGCUUUCGAUUUAGUAGUAUUAUUUUGGGCAUAGAAUCUAAGAACUUAUUAUGAUUGAUUCUAGUUUGCCAUUGUUUUAGAUCAAAAUUGAUCUAAAUUGUAUGUGCGAUGUAAUGAUAAAAGUAAGAAAAGUGGGGUUCACAAGCCCCUGAGGGGUGGCCCUGGGGUAUCUCGAUUAUACCAAGUUAGAGCUUAGAAGUCCUAAGUUCGAACUUUUGGGAAGUUCAAUAUUUAAAACUAUUGAUGUCUCUCCAGUUCAGGCCUUGGGAAGGGCAUCAGUGUCUAUCGAAAAUAAGAGCCAAAAGCUCUAACUCCUAAGUUAUUAUAAAGAACAUUCACAAGUUUAGAAUUCAAAAUAGAUUUGUAUUUUUCUUUUC
Molecule: messenger RNA, 1696 nt
Organism: Cucumis melo (muskmelon)
Lineage: Eukaryota; Viridiplantae; Streptophyta; Magnoliopsida; Cucurbitales; Cucurbitaceae
Product: ABC transporter I family member 19-like
Exons: 6
Coding region: 398-1321 (307 amino acids)
Molecular function (GO): ATP hydrolysis activity; ATP binding
Source: RefSeq, a predicted model, not a curated record